CGUCGGACUAACUAUUAUCUUUCUAUCCAACGAUCCGCCUUUCCUUCACAGCCAAACCCUUUUCCGUUAUGCAGCCCGUUCUGACCCUCCUCAUUUGUAUAUACGCUCUUUUCUUUACACUGGUGAAUGCGGGCCCUGGAACUCACCGUUACGACGGCGCUCAUUCCAAUUAUGGCAUAGACAAGACCAACAAAGAACAUAUUAAAGAGCAUUUGAAAGCCUUGUCAGGCGAUAACCUGGACGAAUUACCACCGUUGAGUGACAAGGACAUGAUUUACUAUCUGUUUGUGAUCCACGACACAAACGGUGAUAAUCACUUGGAUGGACACGAAUUGCGAGCUGCUUUUACCGACUUUGACGACGUUUCGGAAAUCGAUCCUACUGAGUUUAUUUCAUUGGAAGAGGUCACGGAAAUGGUCGAUCACGUGUUGGAAGAGGAUGAUCUGGAUGGCGAUGGCCGGAUUUCCUGGGAAGAAUACAUACAAAGCCAGCUGUACCAUGGUCAACCAACUGAGAUUGUCUAGACAUACCCCCAAACUAUAAUAAAAAGGCGGCUGCUUUUUACCUGUC
This is a messenger RNA of Radiomyces spectabilis, 570 nucleotides long. RefSeq lists its product as uncharacterized. Gene Ontology annotation, molecular function: calcium ion binding. Lineage: Eukaryota; Fungi; Mucoromycota; Mucoromycetes; Mucorales; Radiomycetaceae. The record is from RefSeq and is a predicted model, not a curated record. Bases 69 to 524 code for a protein of 151 amino acids. The transcript has 3 exons.